Fonsecaea pedrosoi CBS 271.37 is the source of this 198-nucleotide messenger RNA. RefSeq lists its product as uncharacterized. The transcript has a single exon. Bases 1 to 198 code for a protein of 65 amino acids. NCBI's taxonomy places the organism in Eukaryota, Fungi, Ascomycota, Eurotiomycetes, Chaetothyriales, Herpotrichiellaceae. The record is from RefSeq and is a predicted model, not a curated record.
AUGUAUUUCUCGGCAAUCAUUACUGCUGCUCUGGCAGGUGUUGCCUGCGCAAAGCCCAUCAAACAGAUCAAGAGGCAGACCAUACAAGAUACAUACGACUUCAUCAUUGCUGGAGGCAAGCUAUACACAGCGUGGCACAACGGCUGGACUAACCUCAAGCAGGUGGCACAGCGGGCCUCGUUAUCGCAAACCGUUUGA